CAGCCUUUUGGUGGGAAAAUGAGUGCACUGCACGCAUAUUUAAUGUAAAAUGAAAGCCUUAAAAUUUACAUUCCGCUGUCAAUUAUAACGGAAAAGUGACGGGUAUAUCCCAAGCAUAAUACAGUGUGAAAGAUUCACGCUAGCAGAUUUAAAAAAAAAAUCUCAGUUAAUCUUCUGGAAGAUCAGAGAAAGUACACACAGCCUUUUGUUUGCUAGCAUGCUAUCACGUUAGUCAACGGUUUGUCUAAAGCUGACUAGCAACAAGGUUAACUCCUUUUUUUUCUUCUUCUUCUUUAAGCUAACUUUACGACCACUGAAAGAAAAUUAGACGUUUUAGGGUUAAAUCUAAUUAACUGUACACGAUAGUGCUUCACUUAAAAUUCUCUAGGUUGGCAGAUUUAUUUGUUAAUUAGUCCGAUCAUCACCAACAUGCCAGAAAUCAAACUCAAACAUGUCGUGUCCUGCAGCACCGAGGACAAUACUCACAAAGCAGACAACCUGCUGAACUCGGACACCUACAGAAAGUGGAAAGCAGCACGACCAGGGGAGAAGCAAACAUCAGUUAUCCUACAGUUUGAGAAGGAGGAGCAGGUACACAGUAUUGAUAUUGGAAACGAAGGAUCAGCUUUCAUUGAAGUGUUGGUGGGAAAUUCUUCAGCUGUCAAAGACCAGGACUAUGAGGUUCUGCUUGUCACUUCAUCCUUCAUGUCCCCCACGGAGAGCCGUAAUGGCACCAACAUGAACCGGGUGCGCUUCUUUGGCCCCAGCCAGCUGCAGAAGAGCACGGCUCAGGAGAAGUGGGACAGAGUGAAAAUUGUGUGUAGCCAGCCAUACAGCAAGAACAUAGCCUAUGGGCUUGCCUUUGUGAAAUUCCACUCACCACCUGAUAAAAAUGAUCCUCCAACUUCCUCCCCUAAACUAACAAAGCUGGGACAGUUCAAGGUGAAGGAUGAGUCUCCGUUGUCUGGGCCCAGCCUUCAGCCUGGCAGUCUUUUCUUCAGUCGGGACAAUGCAGCAAAGUCAGGCUCCUCGUCCAAAGUCUCUCCACAGAGUGACAAGUUGAGCUAUGCUGCUGCUGCACUACAAGCAGGUGGCAGCUCUCAGUCAUCAGGCCAAGCUUCCUCCUCCAACUUUGCCUCACUGCAGCCAACAGCAAAAAGAAAGUUUGAGUUUAGCAAAGAGCGGCAGUCUGCCCCCGGCCCUCCUCCCUCAAAGAAACUGAGCCCUGCUGGAUCACCUGAGAGCAAAGCCGCAACCCCCAAACACAAGCCGAGCCCGGCCAGCACACCCAGCCCAAGCAGUGCUAAAGCAUCAUCAGCGCCGAAGUCUGCCGAGAAAAAGAAGGAGAGUCAGUCUAAACCAGAACCUAAACCCAAACAGAAGACAAAAUCCAAGAGUGAGCAGCAGGUCCCAUUUAACCGGAUACUGGAAGGGGUGGUGUUUGUCCUCAGUGGCUUCCAGAACCCCUUCAGAGGGGAGCUGAGGGAAAAAGCUUUGGAGAUGGGAGCCAAGUAUCGGCCUGACUGGACACCGGACUCCACUCAUCUUAUCUGCGCCUUCGCAAACACUCCCAAGUACAGCCAGGUGAAAUCAGCAGGUGGCAUCAUUGUACGAAAGGAUUGGGUCAUGGACUGCCAUAAAAGGAAAUACAAGAUCCCAUAUAAACGGUAUUUGAUGGAUGGAGCCGAGUCGAGCUCGGAGAGCGAAAUGGAGGUGGAUGACCAAAGCGAAGAGGAAAUGAACACAAAGACUCCACAGAAACAGGAGAGACAAAUCACUCCUAAAAAGACACCAGAAAAGAGGGAUAAAGAUGAUGAAUAUGCUGGUUCCACUGAUGUGGAUGAAGAAGAUGAAGAUGAUGAAUCUGCAGUGGACACAGAAGACGAGCUGCAGAGAGUGGAGAGCAAGCAGAAGAAAGCAGCAGCCAAAGAAACGAUGAUGAAAGAGGAAGAUCUAUACGGGGGGUCAACAGAUGAAAACACAGACGCUGAAGCUGAAGAGGAUCAUCCCAUCCCUGAGCUACCAGAUUUCCUCAGUGGAAAGCAUUUUUUCCUCUACGGUACAUUUCCCAACAAUGAAAGGCGACUUCUGCUCCGGUACAUCGUUGCCUUUAACGGAGUGAUCGAGGACUACAUGACUGAUAAGGUGCAGUUCGUGGUGACCAGUGAAGGGUGGCACGACUCCUUUGAAGACGCGCUGAUGGAGAACGGCAGUCUGAACUUUGUGAAACCUGCGUGGAUAUAUGCGAUCAAUGAGCGGCAGAAGCUGCUGCCCUAUCAACCCUACACCGUCGUCCCCUAAAAAGUACUGUGUACACCAAUGAGAGCACAUCACACCCUGAGGAAGAAGCAGGGAAAGCCAUAGACACAUUUUCUUAUUUCUGAUUAGCCAUUUCACUUUGAAGAAGCAAUAAAUCAACUAUUGUUCUUUUACACAUUUUUUUAUUAACAUGGAGUUAAUAAAAAAAAAAGAACUUCAGGCCUUCAUGUGUUUUUUUAUCACAAAGCUGUAUGAAAGUGUCUGUUAAAUUAUGUCCCUUGAGGGAAAUGUUAGGAUUAGUUAUAGAUUUAUUUUUAGUUCUCUCUCUUCAGGGUUGUUAGUUGGAGUCAGGGCAGAAAGUAAAAUCAUCAUCAUCACCAAUCCAGUGCUGCUCUUCACUCAGACCUCAUGAAAGAAGCAAAUUCCCCCGAUUCAGGACUUGUUUGAAUUCCUCUGUUCCUGUGCUGCAGUCUGCUGCUGCUCAGCUCGGCUACCUCAGGCAGCAGGAGGGAAAAUGAAUAAUCACUCUGUCCUGACAGCCACAGGCGGUGAUAAGACUCUGACAGGAUUAUUUUUAUGAGAUCGACCCAAAGUCAGGUGAAAGGUGCUGCUUAUUUAAGGUUAGAGACAAUUUUUUGAGGGGUGGGGGUGGUGGUGGUCGCGUGAUUGAUUCAUUUAUUCUGUUCAAGAUUGAUAGACAAAAGUUUUUUUUUUUAUCCAUGUUUGUUUAUUGUAUAUUUAGGGACAGACUUGGGGUUAUUAAACUUGUAAGUGCUUACAACAUUUUUUUAAAUUUCCAAAAUGUCUGCUUAUUUUAUGUGGAAAUGUUUGGGAAGCUUUCGGCUCUCGCUGCUCAAAAUCAGCUGUUUAAUACUCUUCGUUUUUUAUUAAUAUUAUAAUUGUAGAAUUUUAUUAUUUUGUCUAAAUAAAAGAAAACAACGUGUGUUCCUUAUUAAACCUGCUCUGCACUGAGCUUCUCUGA
This is a messenger RNA of Melanotaenia boesemani (Boeseman's rainbowfish), 3241 nucleotides long. RefSeq names its product X-ray repair complementing defective repair in Chinese hamster cells 1 (gene xrcc1). Gene Ontology annotation, cellular component: nucleus. The record is from RefSeq and is a predicted model, not a curated record. Gene Ontology annotation, biological process: double-strand break repair via nonhomologous end joining; single strand break repair; base-excision repair. The transcript is spliced from 17 exons. Lineage: Eukaryota; Metazoa; Chordata; Actinopteri; Atheriniformes; Melanotaeniidae. The coding region runs from base 430 to 2301 and encodes 623 amino acids. Gene Ontology annotation, molecular function: damaged DNA binding.